AUGCUAGAGGCGAACCCUACAUUGAUUCAGCCUGGCCCACCAGGACCCACAUCUCGAGCCCCAUUGGUUCUCAUUCAUGAUGGUAGUGGGCUCAUAUCAAGCUACUUUUGGCUCGGCUCACUUAGCCGGAAAGUUUUUGGAAUUUUUAACCCACGUUUCGAAGGAGGCGGAAAGUGGGAUGACGGUGUUCCCGAAAUAGCGCGAGAGUACGCACUCAUGAUCAAAUCAGUAAUUCCUAAAGGAAGAAUACUACUCGGAGGCUGGUCUUUUGGGGGCCUGUUAUCACUGGAGAUUGCACGUUGUCUGCUUGAGGACUCGAACGUCUCUGUCAUCGGGUUGAUUAUGAUAGACUCUCCUUAUCCAAGAUCAAGCAUCAGCGAAUUCGAAAACUUCUCCGACGAGUUUUUUGCACCUGAAGGCAGCAACCCCGCCCUUCAGCUCAAGCUGCAGCAGUGCAUCCAAACCGCGCGUCAAAUGAUCCGUGACUGGGAUCCACCAAGUUGGCAUGUUGGCAGCAGUAUCUUUCAAGAGUCGAAAGAGGCGUCCGAAAAUAUCUCCCCUCUAAAUGCUUCACUUGUAGCCAUGCCGCUCUCUGUCCCACCUUCCCCGCCCCCAGCAAUUUUGCUCAAGGCAGCCGAAUAUGUACCAAAUCAGGAUGGGACGACGAAUGGCAUUGAUGUUUACCGCAAAGAAAAACGUCUAGGAUGGGAAAACUAUGAGCACAACUUCAUUCGAGUGGCUCUUGACAUCAAAGGCAACCAUUACAGUGUUUUCGCACAAGAAAAGGCUCAACAGCUGACAACUAAGAUGAACAUGGCGUGCGCAAUGCUUGAUCCGCGUUGUUGAAAGACUGUGAUGUGUCAUGUGGGAGAUGAAGGCUGGGCUGAGAAACAUCCGUAAAUUUCGACCUCGUCAUUUGAACGAGGCUGUGAAACUGCUAGAACAAAAAAACACAGGGGAUGCGUGAAAUCAAACAUUGAUGCAGAAUAAAAACAAGAAAACAACCUCG
Molecule: messenger RNA, 1009 nt
Organism: Hyaloscypha bicolor E
Lineage: Eukaryota; Fungi; Ascomycota; Leotiomycetes; Helotiales; Hyaloscyphaceae
Product: alpha/beta-hydrolase
Exons: 3
Coding region: 1-846 (281 amino acids)
Biological process (GO): biosynthetic process
Source: RefSeq, a predicted model, not a curated record